CUACAGCUGCUGCUGCGACUGCUACAGCUGCUACUGCUGCUGUGUGGCAGUGCGUGCGGUGUGGGCAUGGGCUAUUCGAUAAGGGGGGGAGGGAGGAGAGAAAGAGUGGGAGGAGCAAGAGAACGUCAAGUGAAGGAAUGUCCGCUGAGGCCACCAGGGUUGACGAAGAACAGAAGGGCUUGAAGCUGGAUGCUAUAGUGGGUGCAAUUAAAGAGGAACUCUUGAGGCUGAGAGACAGCGACAGCUCCACUGCACCAUCGGCAUCGUCCCUGUCUCGCGCAUCUCGCUUGCUGGACUCGCUCUGGCAGCACUUGCACCCGCUCAACCGCACCUUGGCAGAGGCGGAGGAUGUCAUGGCGCUGCUCCUCUGCCGGUUUGGUAAUUUCAAACAAGCUCUUCAGCACUGCACAUCUGCCUUGAAGAUUUUGAGCGCGCAAUAUCCUCCAAAUAGCGACGUGCUACAAGUGGAGAAAGCCAAGCUGGCUUCUAUUCAAGCUGCAAUUGGAAAAGGCUUUUUGCAUUAAUAGAAAUCUAUAUCGAUCCGCCAUAUUACUGUAUAGAAGUUUUACACGCGUUUCCUGGUUCGUCUCCAACCAUCUGCAAAUCUGCUGCGCACUGGAAACGACUCGCAACCCAGCAAUUCGCGCUUCGGUGUGAAUGGUUGGCCGCAAUUCGAUGUCAACCCAAAUGCCACACCAUUCGCAUCCCUUCCCCUUCGCCGCUGGAACAGCUUUCCUGCUGAGACAACCUUCUCUGCAGUGCCCAUUCGCUCUCCUCUUGUGUGCUCUCUUGCAUGGCUGACUCUGGUAGGAAAGCUUUUGUUCGUUACGUCCCAUAAUCCGCUCGGUCCAUGUGCCGGGGGAGGAGCUACCCUCCCAUCCAACCGAGUAAGCAGGGCGCGAAGCUGCUGUAUCACUCUGCCCUCGGAAGAUUCGAGGGAACCUGCGCCUUCGGUUCAGUUCGGAGAGACUAGCGACGAGAUAUAGUAGAGAUAUAACGACUAGCGGCCUGGGGAAGAGUAGGAAGGGCAAGUCUGCGAGGAGCUAGGCAUUGGUUCAGUUCGGAGUGACUAACGACGAGAUAUAUCAGGCCUGGGGUAGAGUACUACAGUGCGACAAGUCUGCGAGGAGCCGCGCCGGUUAUGAAGCGGCUUUUAGCGGCAGGAAACGAGGACUCUAAUGUGGCGGUCUAAAACACCUACGGGGGCACCCGGGGGGACUAGUAAAACCGUUUUAGAACCGUGGCGGUUCUAGCGAUUUGGAGAGCACAGGCUGCAGGGCGACCCGACCCGAUCCAACCCGAUCCGACCCGGCCCGACCCGGCCCGACCCGAUCUUGCCUUUAAUCAUUCGCUCCUAGGCUUUCCAACAUGGCGCCAUCGGAACGAACUCUUCGUCCGUUUCACCCCCUCUGCCUUCCAUGCUGCCUUAUUCUCGCUGCGCUCCUGUUUCCUCUUCCCGGCCCUUCGGUGGUCGCGCACUCUCGACUGCACACCACCCACAUCCCUGCCGCCAACAGCACCUGCAACAUAGCUGCGGGCAUGUGGCAGCGCGCGUGGCGCACUCCCUAUUACACCGGCCUCACGUGUCCGUACAUCCGCUCCAGCCAGAACUGCCAGAAGCAGGGCCGGACGGACCUCUCCUACCAAAAAUACCGAUGGGUGCCCUUCACCUGCACGACCAGCCGCCUCACCCCGCUGCGCCUGCUGCGCGCGCUCAGGAACAAGCUCGUGCUCGUGCUGGGCGACAGUGUGUCCAAGAACCUCGCUGCUUCCAUUGCUUGCGUUCUGCAUGCUGCUGCUUCUGAUCCUUCUGCUGCUGCUGACAGCGCUGCUGCUGAGAGUGCUGCUGCUUCUGGCGCAGGUUCUACUGCUGGCACUGGCACUGGCACUGCUGCUGUUACCACCAGCGCCUUUGCUGUGCAGCCAUUCACAAUCCGAAGAGGCAGCAGCGCAGCAGAGGGCAUACAGCUCCCCUCCCAUGGAAUCAGAUUCGCCUCUGUCUUCUCCAAGUGGCUGCUGGCCGGGCGGCAGAUGCCCACCAGGAAGCUACAGUACCGGAUCGAUCUCGAUAAGAUCGACCAGCAGGUGGUCGAUCUGCUGCCACUUGCUGACAUUGUCGUUUUCCAGGCCACCAACUGGUGGUUCUGGAAGGAGAAUCGGUGGUAUCAGAGCGGACAGGAGCUGGUCACGAGCAGCAAUGCAGAUGCCUACGCCAUCGGCCUCACCACUCUCCGUAACUUUGUAACCAGCUCCAACUUCGCUGGUAAAGCUGUGGUUAUGGGUGUGUCACCCUCGCACUACCGAGUCCCUGGUCUGGCCAAGGGUUCGUGUUCGACCAAUCAGAAGCUGGACUGGAACCAGACGAAGAAGGUCAUGAGGAUCCAGAAGGUAGCAGAGGCGUUCCGAGAGGUUCAAAUAAAGGUGCUUUCUGAUAGCCCGAUUCGUUACGUGGAUGUUCUUCCCAUGAGCUCCUGGCGACCUGAUGGACACGUGGCAAGAUGGACUACCCCAGGAGGAGCCCCUCCAAAUGAAAAGGAUGAUUGCCUGCAUUGGUGCGAAGGUGGAGUUACAGACGCUUGGCUUGAGAUGCUCUACAACACUUUGCUUACCUGAGGUGGCAAAUGCCCACCAAUUUGUUUUAUAUAAGCAGCUCCUACAACAGACCAAAGUAUCCUCGUUAACA
Messenger RNA from Closterium sp. NIES-67, 2683 nucleotides. The record is from the annotation of a GenBank genome assembly. NCBI's taxonomy places the organism in Eukaryota, Viridiplantae, Streptophyta, Zygnematophyceae, Desmidiales, Closteriaceae.